AUGUUUGCUGUCAAUGGACCUAGCGGGCCUACCUCCCGUAACGAGCGGCGCGCAAAGAGCGGCCGAGAACAAGAGGAAGAGGAGACGAUCAGGAAGAUUGACGCCGCGAAAAAGCGCGAGCAGUUUUUCCAGGCAAAGCGCGCGCUACCUGACAAACGCAAAGAAGGCCCGGAAAAUCCAGUGAAGUCUGUGUGUGCGUCCGAUAUUUUCACGGGUUGUCGGAUCGUGUUUAAUGGCCGCACGGGCAAAGUGUCUUCGUACAACUUGGCAAAGUUGGUGCAGGAGCAUGGUGGCAACGUCGCGUCUGCAUUGACGGCAACACGCGUUACUCACAUGGUCGGUUCCAAUCUGAACGGGUCCAAGGCGGACAAAGUGCUUAAGAGCGCGAGCAGGCUCAAGUUCGUGACGCCAGAGUGGAUCUUGCAGUCUGUCAAGCUCAAGAAACGCCAACCUGAGUUUGAUUUCCUCGUCUACAAGGACAACCUCACGCUCUGUACCAUGUUUUCGCGAACUGCGUCAUCACCCAAGUGA
Molecule: messenger RNA, 531 nt
Organism: Peronospora matthiolae
Lineage: Eukaryota; Oomycota; Peronosporomycetes; Peronosporales; Peronosporaceae
Source: the annotation of a GenBank genome assembly